AUGUCCGACUACAUCGACGAUUUUGAUUUCUCCUCCCUCUCCAUCGACGACAUCAUCGAUAUCGCUUUUGGUUCGCCGGAUGGCACCGCUGCAUUUGAGUCGGUGGACACACACCUCAAUUUUGCCUCUAGCUCUGAUCCACCUUCCAGUGGUAUGCCGCGCGUGCACUUCGACAACCCAUCCGCAGCACCUUUUCUCAUUGCGCAACCCAAUCCCCCGGUUGACGCCGAUGCGAUGAUGAACGAACACCUCCUCAAUGGUGUUACACUUUGGUCCCCCGCGACACCAAGCAACCAACGUUCGCAUCAUGCAUUCACGCCCUGCGACACCGUCUUCGCGUAA
Messenger RNA from Alternaria triticimaculans, 342 nucleotides. RefSeq lists its product as uncharacterized. Bases 1 to 342 code for a protein of 113 amino acids. The transcript is spliced from 2 exons. The record is from RefSeq and is a predicted model, not a curated record. Lineage: Eukaryota; Fungi; Ascomycota; Dothideomycetes; Pleosporales; Pleosporaceae.